AUGGUGUAUCUCUGUCACACUUGCUCCCAUCAGAAUGUAGCUGCAGGUUACCGGCGAACAGACAGCUACAAAUUAUGGAGCCAAACAGUCCAUGACCUCACAGCCACGCAGGAGACUGUGGAUGACUUAUCUGGAAAGCUGUGGUGUGGUGGCCAUGGAGCUUCCCAGGACAUCAUCGUUGCGUCUAUGGUCACUGCCCAUGCUAUGGGCAAAGUCAUCCCUCAACUGAAUGGGAAACUUACUCGAAUAGCUUUACAGGUCCCCACUCCCAAUGUGUCAGUCAUGGAUCUGACCUGCAGAGUGGAGAAAGCUGCAAAAUAUGAUGAAAUCAAGAAAGCAGUAAAGUUAAUAUCAGAAGGGUCUCCAACAGGCAUCCUGGGGUACACAGAAGACCAAGUUAUCUCUUGUGAAUUUAACAGUUACAUCUACUCUUCUGCCUUUGAUGCCGGAUCUGGCAUUUCCCUAAAUGAUCACUUUUUCAAAAUAAUUUUCUAUUAUGACAAUGAAUUUGGCAACAGCGAUCAGUUUGUUGAUCUGAUGGUUCACAUGGCCUCCAAAGAAUAA
Messenger RNA from Elephantulus edwardii (Cape elephant shrew), 564 nucleotides. Its product is annotated as glyceraldehyde-3-phosphate dehydrogenase-like. Lineage: Eukaryota; Metazoa; Chordata; Mammalia; Macroscelidea; Macroscelididae. Gene Ontology annotation, molecular function: oxidoreductase activity, acting on the aldehyde or oxo group of donors, NAD or NADP as acceptor. The transcript is spliced from 2 exons. The coding region runs from base 1 to 564 and encodes 187 amino acids. The record is from RefSeq and is a predicted model, not a curated record.